AUGCGCGGCUAUGGUGAGCGCUCUGUCACGAGUGUAAAGGUAAACGGUGCCUGCGCCACCGUCGCCGCUGAGGAGGUGCUCGACAGUCUCCUUAUCGUUCUCUCCACCGUCAACACACAGCAAAUCCACAUCAUUUCAUCAUGGGAGACGCCGUCGCCGAUGCUCUUGAACAGCUUACCGCUGAUCAGAUUGAACGUAAAGUUCCGCAAGUACUUCAACAUGUUCGAUAAAGAAAAUAAGGGAUACAUCAAAGCCACUCAGGUCGGCCAAAUUCUCCGAACCAUGGGACAGGCAUUCGAGGAACGUGAUCUGAAACAGCUAAUCAAGGAGUUCGACACUGACGGUUCGGGUGAAAUCGAGUUCGAGGAGUUCGCCGCUAUGGUUGCUAACUUCGUAGUGAACAGUGAGGACAACGAGGGGUUGGAGGAAGAGUUGCGCGAGGCUUUCCGAUUUACGAACAAAAGUCUACAUCUUCAGGGAAACGGCUAUAUCAACGUAUCGGAUUUGAGAGAUAUUCUACGCGCCCUCGACGAGAACGUCAGUGAGGAAGAAUUGGACGAAAUGAUCGCCGAAAUUGACACCGAUGGAAGUGGAACAGUCGAUUUUGAUGAGUUCAUGGAAAUGAUGUCUGGUGAAUAA
This is a messenger RNA of Ostertagia ostertagi, 639 nucleotides long. NCBI's taxonomy places the organism in Eukaryota, Metazoa, Nematoda, Chromadorea, Rhabditida, Trichostrongylidae. The record is from the annotation of a GenBank genome assembly.